Molecule: messenger RNA, 1100 nt
Organism: Pelagomonas calceolata
Lineage: Eukaryota; Pelagophyceae; Pelagomonadales; Pelagomonadaceae
Source: the annotation of a GenBank genome assembly
CGCUACCAACACGUCGCGCAGCCUCGCGCUUAGCCGAGGGAGCCGUAACCUUGCACCCAGAUUGCAUCCUGUCAUCCAGCUGAAGCAAUACUUGCACCCAGAAGCCAGAUCUGCAGCCCAGCUGAAGCCAUGGACCAGCUGACCGAGCCGGCCACCCUCAAGGCCGCGGCCACGCUAAUCCUGCUCUACAAGGUCGCGCUCCCGCUGCUCUCCGGCAUCUACGCCCACUUCCUGCGCCCCGGUAAAAAGUUAAGGAAGUACGGCCGCUGGGCUGUGGUGACGGGCGCGACCGACGGCAUCGGCAAGGCCUUGUGUCUGGAGUUCGCCAAGCAGGGGCUGGAUGUUGUGUUAAUAAGUCGCACGCAGUCCAAGCUCGACGACGCGGCCAAGGAAAUUGAAGAGAAGUUUAACGUGGAGACCAAAACCAUCUCCGUCGACUUUGGGGGCGGUUUCGAUACGACAAAACAAAAUAAAGUAGCCAAGGCCCUCAAGGGCCUGGAUAUCGGCAUCCUCGCGAACAACGUGGGCAUGUCCUACCCCUUCACGAAGUACUACCACGAGUUAAGUGACGAAGAAUGCGCGAACCUCGUAUCUCUCAACACGGAGUCGACGCUCUUCAUGACGAAGCUUGUACUAGGAGACGAGACCCAGGGCAUGGUCGCCCGCAAAAGGGGCGCCAUCGUCAACACGUCGUCGGCCGCCGGCGUCCAGCCCUCUCCCUUAUUGGCUGGUUACGCGGCAGCGAAAGGAGGCAUCGUGCAAUUCACCAAAUCUUUGGCCUGCGAGCUCAAGGGUCUGGGGAUCGACGUCCAGGUCCAGACGCCGCUCUGGGUGACGACGAAGCUCGCCAAGAUCCGCAAGACUUCAUUAACUGUGCCCUCUCCGUCCACCUACGCGAAGCAGGCCGUCAGGUUCGUGGGCUACGACGUCGCCUGCUCGCCCUACUGGGCCCACGCUUUGCAACUGUCCGUCGCCGAUCUACUCCCUUCGUCGUUGCUGGCCGCGGCCGUCUUCUCGAUGCACCGCGCGAUCCGCAAGAAGGGCCUCAAGAAGGAGGCCGCCAAGGCCAAGGGGCAGUAGUAACUUUUCGUUUACUCGCC